Molecule: messenger RNA, 1716 nt
Organism: Microdochium trichocladiopsis
Lineage: Eukaryota; Fungi; Ascomycota; Sordariomycetes; Xylariales; Microdochiaceae
Product: cytochrome P450
Exons: 5
Coding region: 96-1673 (525 amino acids)
Molecular function (GO): oxidoreductase activity, acting on paired donors, with incorporation or reduction of molecular oxygen, reduced flavin or flavoprotein as one donor, and incorporation of one atom of oxygen; heme binding; iron ion binding
Source: RefSeq, a predicted model, not a curated record
AGCGAGUUUAGUAGGGCAUCCAAACGUCCACUCACCUCUUUGUCCAACAGGCUCAGGACCCCGCGAAAACCAGAUAACGGGCACCGUUCUUUUUGAUGUCUUCAUUCAACAACAUGGAACUUGCAAAGUUUCCCUUAGUCACAGCUCUUUGCACAGGGAUAUUGCUCAUAUCACUUUCUCAAGCCCUCGCUUUCCUUGCCAAUCUGAGGCGAACCCGAAAGAGCGAUGCACGCCUCAAUCGAGAGCAUGGGUGCCAGCUGCCUCGAGAGCUGGAAAAGAAGUGGCCGCUUGGUAUCGAUCGGUUGAAGCAGAUCUGGGAUGCCAAUAGCGAUGGGCGUCUGCUGAAGUUCUUCUGCGACAUCGCCAGGGACUUUGAGCCUUUGAACAACAGCUACCAGUUUUUUCUCGUCGGUCCGCGUACAUUCCACAUACUCGAUCCCAGAAACGUUUCGACCAUAUUAUCGUCCAACUUCACCGACUAUAGUUUCGGCUCACGAGCAAGCGUCUUCGCGCCCCUGAUUGGCGAAGGCAUCUUCACACAGGAAGGUCCGGCUUGGAAACAUUCGCGCGACCUCCUUCGCAAACAAUUUGUGAAAGCCCAGUAUCGCAACCUCGAUCACUUCCAGGAACACCUGGACAACUUGAUCUCAUGCAUUCCGAGCACCGGUAUCAUUGAUCUCCAACCACUCUUCUUUAGUCUUACUCUUGACACAGCGACCGCGCUGCUCUUUGGGCGCUCUGUUCACAGCCUUCGGGGGCCGAUGAGUCAGGAUGUGACCAGCCAAAGCUUUGCACAAGACUUCACCACUGCCCAGGCGGGACUAGCGAAGCGAUUUCGCUUAACACCAUUCCAUUCUCUUUAUAAUCCUCCUUCUUUCCGCAACGCAUGCCACAAUGUGCACGCAUUCGUCGAUAGGUAUAUUUCGGAGCGCGAAAAUGGCCUUGGGCGAGAUGAUACAGAGGGUCCGACCUGGUUCAUGGAUCAAAUCCUUCGAGAAUCAAGCAGCAAAACUGCUGCGCGCAGUCAGCUGCUGAAUAUACUGCUUGCAGGUCGAGACACAACAGCUUGUUGCCUCUCAUGGACGUUUCGCUUGCUGGUGAGGCAUGAGAAGGUCAUGUCCCACCUCAGGAAGGAGAUUGAGCUCGUGAUGCCCGAUUCGGAGCAUCCCACUCGAGAGCAAAUCGCGCGCAUGCCGUACCUUGCAAGCGUAGUGAAGGAGUCCUUACGACUUUAUCCGCCGGUUCCUCUGAACAUUCGCGAAGCUGUAACCUCAACAAUACUACCUGUUGGCGGCGGGGUUGAUGGGAAGAACCCGAUAUUGGUCAGAAAGGGCGAGGUCGUCGUUUUCUCCCAAUACAUCACCUCCAGACGGCGGAACAUUUUCGGCGAUGAUGCUGAAGAAUUUAGGCCAGAAAGAUGGCUGGCUGACAAGACGAGCGAGAUCGAGGAUGCUUUCUUUGCAUUCAAUAGCGGUCCCCGCAGAUGUCUCGGCGAAGAUUUUGCCCUGGCAGAGGUCUACUACACGAUUAUACGACUUCUGAAGGCGUUUCCAUUGAUACAAUUGCCCGCAGACGAACCGAACGAAGUGUUGGGGACGGAACGCCAGCGCUUGACGUUGGUUCUUGCGAGCGAGAAUGGCUGCCGUGUCAGUUUGGGUAGUGUAAAGAACUGAGAAUAGUCAUGAUUCCAUGCAAAAAUCAAUUGUUUGGUUUACA